AUGUACUCGAAAACAACUUCACUCUAUAGCAUCAUUAUAUUGCUUUCAACCUUUCUUCAUUUUAUUAGUGCAGACUCAACAGACUCAACAGAAUCAAGUGCUCAAGCGACAUCAUCGCAGCCAGAUGAAGUGGUUCUUUUAACUCGUCUUGUUUCUGAUGUUGCAACAAAUGCAAAUGAAUACAUCCAUUUCUUUGAAACACAAACACAAGUCCCAAUUCCAUUAAACCUUAUUGGCACCUUACGACAAAUCACCACAUACACGGAUGACUCAUACACCACCUUGGCCGAAAACCUGGCGUUGAUGGGAUCAGUAGAGAGUUUGGUCACAGUGUUGCCUUGGUAUGAGUCAAGGAUCGUCUCUGGAGAUGGUGAUGGAAAAGUACUCAGCUUGAGUGAUGUCGGAAGUGUCAGCGGAAGUGCCAGUGGAAGUAGCGGAAGUUCUAGCAAAAGUUCCAAUGAGAGUCAAAAUGGCGGUGCCAUGAUUGCAGGCGGUGUUUUUGCCAUGUGUGCCGGUCUACUCUUGGCCAUUUAA
Molecule: messenger RNA, 534 nt
Organism: Lodderomyces elongisporus
Lineage: Eukaryota; Fungi; Ascomycota; Pichiomycetes; Serinales; Debaryomycetaceae
Product: putative beta-1,6-N-acetylglucosaminyltransferase
Exons: 1
Coding region: 1-534 (177 amino acids)
Source: RefSeq, a predicted model, not a curated record